Molecule: messenger RNA, 2528 nt
Organism: Rubroshorea leprosula
Lineage: Eukaryota; Viridiplantae; Streptophyta; Magnoliopsida; Malvales; Dipterocarpaceae
Source: the annotation of a GenBank genome assembly
AAUUCUCAGUUUCAUACAUACUAGCUCUGAAUCAAACAAACAAAAUGAGUCAGGAACAACCACGAAGGACCCAGGAACCCAUAAGGUACUGGGACGUAUUCAACGUGGUGGGGGAUUUGGCAUCACAACCUAUAGCACCGCAAGAUGCAGCCGCCAUGCAGUCAGCUGAAAACCAACUCCUGGGAAAGACACAGAGGGGGCGGGCCUGCAGCCGUGAUAAUUCUAACAUCGCUGCUGGAGAUGGUACCCCACGAGUCGGCAUAUCUAAAGUAAACAACGAUGGCAACGUUUUGGUCACGGAAGAAAUUACCGGACAGGUAGCUCUAGAGGCUGCGGCGCCGUCUAACGGCGAUAGGCCGGUGGACCAGAGUGAUGCUACUGCUAUACAAGCGGUAGAAAUUGUUUGGCAGAAGUUUCCAGUUCCAGCCCAUGAAAGUCCAACCCCAUUUCUACCGUCCUAUUGCAAAAGGCUGUACAAAGAUGGUACUUCCAUAGCAAACCAUGUUAAUGAUUUCCUUGGCAUCAUCCAGGAGUUAGCCAAUUUGGGCAUAAAAUUUGAUGAUGAGAUGAAUGGUCUGAUUCUUCUCAACACCUUGCCAGAAUCAUGGGAGAGUUUUAGAUCAACAAUGAUCAACUCAUCUCUUGAUGGUAAAAAGAAUUUGACUUGGAAGGAAAACAAGCAAGACUUGGUCUACUUUGACGUUUGUGAUCCCCUGAAGAAUAAAAGCCAAGUUUUCAAGUAUUUCCAGCAUUACCAUGCUAUGGUGGAAAGGGAGACAGGUUUGAAGCCGAAAUGUCUUCGUGCAGAUAAUGGAAGGGAAUACACCUCUAAAGAAUUUAAAGACUAUUGUUCCAAGCAUGGGAUAAGGCACGAGAAGACAGUUCAUGGCACUCCACAACACAAUGGCAUUGCAAAAUGGAUGAAUCGUACCAUUAUGGAGAAAACUAUGGACCAAGAAAAGAAGAAAACUGUCAGAAGUAGAGAUGUCGUGUUUCAUGAACAUGAGAAAAUUAAUGAUUUGAAGGAGGAAAAAGCUACAAGAAGCUCUAGACAAGGUGUAGAAGAUUUAACACCGACAAAAACUCCUUCAAGAGAAAUUACAAAUGAAGAAAAGGUGCAAGUACUAGAAGACGAGAUAGAGGAGCCAACAAUUGAAGAAGAUCAAGCAAGUGUAGAUGGAGGAAGUAAUGAGCAGGGGGAGCAACCCCAGCCAAAAGAGGAAAAACCUCAGUUAAGAAGGUCCACCAGAGAGCACAAACCAUUUGCAAGAUACCCCAAUUCUGAUUAUAUCUUGAUCAUCGAAGAGGGGGAGUCGAAGAACUUCCAUAAGUUAGAUGUGAAAGCUGCAUUUCUCCAUGGUGAUUUGCAUGAGGAAAUUUAUAUGGAUCAGCCAGAAGGUUUUGAAGAAGAAGGGAAGGAAGGUAUGGUUUGCAAGUUGAAGAAAAGCUUGUAUGGACUAAAGCAAGCUCCAAGACAAUGGUACAAGAAGUUUGAUUCUUUUAUGACGAGUCAUGGCUAUAAAAGAACAAAUGCAAAUCCAUGUGUCUACAUCAGAUCAUUCCCUAAUGGCAACUUCAUUAUCCUUCUGUUAUAUGUUGAUGAUAUGUUGAUUUUGGGACAAGAUGUUGAGAAAAUUUGCAAGUUAAAAUUGGAGUUAUCAAAGUCCUUUAACAUGAAAGACUUGGGACCAGCAAAACAAAUUUUGGGUAUGGCUAGUACCUGUGAUAAAAAGGCUAGAAAGUUGUGGUUAUCACAGGAGAAGUAUGUUGAACGGAUGCUUGAAAGGUUCAACAUGAAACAUGCUAAGCCAGUUAGCACUCCUUUUGCAAAUCACUUCAAACUAAGCAAACAAUCUUGUCUAAAUACCAAAGAAGAAAAGGAGAAAAUGUCAUCUAUUCCUUAUUCUUCUGCGGUUGGUUCAUUGAUGUAUGCAAUGGUAUGUACACAACCAAACAUUGCUUACGCUGUUGGUGUCACUGAACCAAUUCUAAAGGGAUACACAGAUGCAGACAUGGCAGGAUGCUACCUGGAGUUGCCGGCGGAGAAGCCAGUGACGAACCAGGUUGCUGAAGCUGUGAUAGUAGUGGAGCUGAGGAAUAAACCUGACAUGAACAGCACCCCAGUUGGCGUGGGGGCGACAAUGGCGACAGCCGCUAAGAUAAAUUCUCAAAACAAAACGAUUUGAAGCCUGUCCUAGAGAAGGAAAGUGGAGGCAUUGGGGACCUUGUGGUGGUGGUGGAUUGCACGGUGACUAGUUAAGGAUCUGGAUAUGCAGCUUGGCCAUUAAGAUUAUGGUUUUUGGGAAAAAAAAAAUAUAUGGGCUGAUCAGGGGUAGGGGAUUCCCUGAUUGGUCUUCUUAGUAAUUCCACUAGGACUAGUCUUUAAUAAUAAAAUUCGGCCGACUGUUUUGCUUUAUUUUCCUCUCUUUUGGUUAUGUUAGAAAUUUAUGCUUCAUCUUAUAAAGCUUUAUAAGAUGACAUAUGAAUACUGGUGUGAUUCUGUUCCUUUAUAAAACCUUUAAUUUCCA